GCAGUACCUAUUGUCAGUGGUGAAAAGUGACUGAGUACAUUUACUCAAGUACUGUAUAAGUAUACUUUUGAGCUACUUUACUUGAGAAUUUCAAUUUACAUACUUCAUACUUUUACUUCAGAGUGAAAUAUUGUAGUUUUAUAGGGUAUAGGCCAAUCUGACAGAUAUGGUCACUAGUCACUUUGCAGACUUUAUUUUAAUUGGGUUUUACAUUAAAAAAAACAUACGAUAAUCUUGAUAAAAUACAAUAUAGGGUAAUGUACGGUAGGGUAGUGUAAUUCUUCCCAAUUUGCAGUGUAAUUAUUUGCAGGCUACUAACACUGUACCAGUGCAGUACGUACUGAUUACAUACAAUUUGGAACAACGGAACAAGAUGUGAAGUUCGCAAUAAUCUGGCGUUUGGGAGGAACUUAAAGAGUACUUAUACUGAUGCAUAAAAGCAUUGAGAGGAAAGCUGGAAUUUCGAGGCCCUCAUCCAGUCUUCGACCUCCUCCGCUGUUCCGCAGCAUCGGACCGCCGGGGCCCUCUGCCAGCCUGCCCCCACACCGACGACUGCGCUCUAUGUUCUGCAGGUCCGGAGCUGUGCUGCCUGCAAACACACACCCCACUGAAGCUUCGGAUACACACACCUUUACGGACAUACAGUCAGGCAACCAUGCUCAUACAAGUACGUGUCCACUGGGGUGCAAUGAUGCACUUCAGCCUGAAAUGGACUCAGAUCUACGCAGGAGAGCUGCGUUUAGGUCAGGGGUUUUUGCAGACACGUGGUCUGUGGUGUCAGCAUGCCCUCAGACACAAAGCGGGCAGCAGGACAGACAGCUGUUUUCUCACCUCUGUCCAUCUGCAGGAGCCAAUGGCAGAAACAGAGGCAGACAGGGCAGAUUGGUGACUCCGCUUCAGACAUCAGAGGCUCCUGCGAUUAAAGACAAGCGGCAGCAAAAGAGGAGAAAGAGGAGCUAUAAGGUGGACUGCGCCGGGAAACAGAAAUAUGUAGUGGCAUCCCUCACUGACAAAGAGAGAGAAGGUGCCAGGCUCUGUGAGUGGUUACAAAGUCUGGCCAUUGCAGACAGCAAUGAGAAGGACUCCGUCACUACAAAGCAGCGGCGAUUUGUGUCCAGAUGCAGGGGGGUGACGGGCCACGGACAGCAAGACACAGCGGCAAGCCACAGGAGAGACAGACGCCCCCACUUCCUACCUCCCAUCUGUCAGUCGGACUCCCUCCUGCAUGUGUCCCUCCUCCUCCUGCCUGAAAAGUCGCCCCCGCCCUCAGCCUGCACCUACCCAGACGCCCCCAUCCCCUCCCUGCCUGUACCGCUGCUGCAGCCACUCUCAUCACGGAGGAAGUGAGAGGCUGCUGGCCGACCAAAGAAGGGAGACCACUGCAACACACUGACCUCUGUGAAGAUGUUAAGGUCGUGUUGAGUAGCUGGUAGAGCUGUUGCAUCUGUUUGCAUUAUUAUUAUGUCGUGUUUUUUUUUUUUACUCCUAACAUAUUCCAUACAAGGGGGACAAAUAACAUAAACACCUUGCGUUAUGCUGUAGAGCAGUGAUUCACCCAGCCAGGGGUACUUGUUCCCCAGAGGUCACAUGUUUGGGGAAAAAAAAUACAAAUUAUGAUUUGAUUUAAAAUCAUAUAUGGACAUACUGAGUCAGCUGUAACACUUGAACACCACCUGUUGCAAUUGAGAGGGCAUGAAAACUAUAGUUGAGCAAGUGAGCAGAGAAGUCUAAAGAAUUAGCUAAAAGUAAAUGGAUAAAUGGUUAAAAAAUGGCUGAAAGUAAUAGAGAGACAGAUGAAGGAGUUAGCUAUAAGUAGUUGGUACAUGGUUGACAUGUCCACAUUCUGCCACUCCAGGUGCUAGUAGCACGAAUGCAAACUUGACCAAACAGAUCUAAAUAUUGACAGUUCAUUUCUAUGAAAAAAUAUUGUAAUUUGAUAUAAUUAAUAGUUUAAUAACAUCCAGUUUAAAAUCAAUUCAAAAUGACACACAUUCGGAACAUGACGGGUGGUGCUGAUGAAGGGUUACUGUGGGUUCCAUUAGACAAAAAAGGUUGGGAACCACUGUUCUAGACGUGUUCAUGGUAUUGCAUCUGUCCCCUGUAUGGACUAUGGUGGAUGAAAUUCCUUAACUAGUCCCAGUUGUUCAGUUUUUACAGCGCUGAGAGAGAUGUUGAUUUCAGGCUCCUGGUAUUUUUGUUCUACCCUGUUUUUCUGUGUCUUGUGCUCAUUUGUCCAGCAGAGGGCGCUGUCCAUGGAACAGACAGGAGGUGGUGGGGGGAUGUUUAUUAGAGUGUGGUCGUUGGGGCCCGAACAGAGCGGUGCUCUGUGUCCCUGCUGAGGUGGGAUCUGUGUGUCAGGACCAGAACACACGAGCCUCAGUCCUUCUUACCGCUCGCCUCGCAUAUCCCUCCUGCACAUGUUUACCCUCAAACGCAGCCCAAACUGUUUGUGAGUGAGGCUCUUUUUUCAAGACAGCUCGCCCCCCCAGCCCACUUUCCGCCAAAUAAACAUUGCACCGGAAAUUGCAGGGAUAUCUGGGAUUUUUGAGGGGUCUCGGUGGAAAGGAGGAGAGGCCUUGAACAAGGGUGCUCUCUGUGACACCUUGGAGGUGAGGGGAGGCGAAGACGCAGAGGGUGGGGGUGGGGGUGGUGGUCCAGAAGGGAGGGUGUGACCUUGCCUUGGGUGGUUAGUGGGGUGGGCAGCAUCAGUAAGACGCAUAUCCACUGACAGGUACAGGUACAGGUGACCCAGUUUCCUUUGACCCCUUCAGGAGCGCCAGGGCCCGGAUUGCGUGCCACGGCUGACCUCGCUCAUCACAGAAGGCGCUGACCCAGGCUAAAGGUCAAGAGGAAAUGAUACUCUGUGACGCAGAGCAAACUCUACUGAGUGUCAACCUCACAGAUAACGACUUCUUAGGAUCGUUGGAACUGCUGCACCUGAUUGUUCUCCUCCUGCGGCUGUUUAUUCCCACUCUCUUCCAUCCUGACUGCACAAGCCUGCAGUUGGGAAUACAAAAGCCAUUGAUGAAGCCGAGGUUUCAUAACAGCCCCUCACAAAGCACACAUGAAUGGCAGGGUGUGUCAUCUUUGAGUACACAGAACCCCCCCCACCCCUCCUUUGUGUGUGUGAGUUUUGUUGUCCCAGCUCACUCCCCAUAAACCCAGACGUCUUUAUUUAAUAAUAACAGCCUGGUGGCAUACCCGGAGGAAAAGCACACAGUAUAACGUCUGUUGUUGAGCAGAUUGCGCCAAGAGGAUGAUUACAGUUGAUGACCUUGUAUUUAUUUCAAUUAGUGUGAAACUGUAUCCACUGUGAUCUUUCAGUCUCCUCACAUGUCCUUUUUCUGGUCAUCUUUUUUUAAAAGUUGUGACUCUUCUCUUUCUGUCUGUGCUUACCACUGGCCUGUAAUUGGGAUUCUCUGACAGUCUGUUCCUUAUGUGCACCAUGUCUUGAUUAUAGUCAAUUAGGCCAAAUUCAAUAUAUAUAUCUCUAUAUAUCUAUAUAUAAAAAGAGAGAUAUAUGGGAAAACAGGAAUUGUACAAAUAGUUCAAAUGAAUGCCUUUCUCAUCUGUCCCUGAAGGUUUUACUGCAUGAAUAUCUUAAAACACAGAGCUACAUACUGUAUUUAGAUUACGAUGAGUAUGCGGCCACAUGCGAGCAUGAAAUAUAGCAAAUAUUGACAGGAAUGUGUUUGGAGGUAGACACGUGUAUGGAAUGACACACCUGACAGCUAUAUGAGUUUUGGUGUAUGUGUGUGUGUGUGUGUGUGUGUGUGUGUGUGUGCACCCUCCCUGUCAGCCUUUUCCCAGCUCUACUCUUACUCCGAUCUAUGUUUCAGUGUUUGGGAAGUCAACAGUAGAGUUCCUGUUCUUGGUUUAAAAAUAACUUUUGCGACUUAAAUUCCUUGCCCCCCUCCUCUCAUCCUUUCUUACUGGCACUCUCCUAACCUCUCUCCCUUUGCUUGUUUUUCUUUCGCCUUUCUUCUGUUUUGGAACAGGCUGUGCACUCUGCGUCUUUCUUUUUCAUUCAGUCACCUUAUGUCUGUCCGUGCUGCACACACACACUCACACACACACACACACACACACACACACACACACACUCACACACAGAGAACAUUUUUAAAAAUGAUGGUAAUAAUAUAGGCCUAUGUGCUUUGUUACUCGUGACAACAGAACAAAUUUCCUUCACUUUGCCAAAGUGGUUGUCUUCUUUUUUUAAAACACAUUUUAUUGCCAUUUUCAGAAAGGACAGAGUUGUUAAGGCACAAGUACAGACAACAACAAGACACAUAAAGAAAAAGAGAAUAAAAACCAUAAUAAUAACAACAAUAGUGGCAAAAGAACAUAAAAUACAUCAGACAAAGGUAAGGAUGUUGCGGUUAUGGGGUAUGCGCCCUAACCAUAUGGCACCCAUACAAUUUCACUUUAGGACGAGAAUAAAAUAAAAGACCCUCCCCUGCUCUCCCUAAAAAGUCAGACUAAGAAAAAGUACAAUACCCUCCCCCUUUUGUGACCCCCCCGAAAACUUACUUCGCUUACAAAGUGUUUGUAUAAUAAAGACAUCUGUCCCCUUG
This is a messenger RNA of Siniperca chuatsi (mandarin fish), 4577 nucleotides long. RefSeq lists its product as uncharacterized. The record is from RefSeq and is a predicted model, not a curated record. The transcript has 2 exons. Lineage: Eukaryota; Metazoa; Chordata; Actinopteri; Centrarchiformes; Sinipercidae. Bases 430 to 1347 code for a protein of 305 amino acids.